AUUUGAUUGACUUAUUUAGUCAUAACACGAAAAGUAAAAGUUAUUAGAUAAUGUUUCGCUAAAUUGAAUGAACAGAUAUAAAAUUUUAGUGAUAUUCUGUUUCACAUUUUAUACCAGUCGGUGGCGGUAAUGCACCAUGACCGUCGUUAGCCAACCGCCAAUAACCAUCGAAGAAGAAGUCAGCCUCGCAGCAAAGCCAUUACUGAAGACUCUGAUUUCUGUUUUCACAGGAUGGAGGACUACAGCGACGACGAGGACUCUGCUACAGUCAGUGUCAGAAAUGCCAAACAUCCUCUUAAAUCUAAAGAAGACACGAAAUCAUCAACACUCAGGCUCUAUUCUGUGUUCUCGGUGUGUUUGGGUUUCUUUGUGUCGCAAUGACUGCAAACAUCAUCUACAUGAGUUUGACGACGGCCGGUCAGCAGGAAAAUGUCACAAGACUUGCAACAGAAAAAAAGCAACUGAUUCAGGAACGAAAAAUGAUGGAGAACAAGAUUGAGAAGGUGAACCGAGACAGAGACUUGAGCCAUGUAAGAACGAGGCUUACCCGAAAGAGGCUUUCUCAAGACAGAGAGAAGCUGAAGAAUAAAACAGAGGAACUUAACAAAGAGAGAGACGAGCUGAGCAAAGAGAAAGAGGAGGUGAACAAACAGAAAGAGGAGCUGAGCCAAGACAGAAACAAGCUGAAAGAUAAGACAGAGAAGCUGAACAAAGAGAGAGAUGAUGUGAGGAAAAAGAAAGAGAAGUUGAGCAAAGAGAAAGAGGAGAUGAGCAAAAAGAAAGAAGAGCUGAGCAAAGAGAAAGAUAAGUGGGAGACGAUGAGAAAAGAGAAAGAGAAACUGAGCAAAGAGAAAAAUGAGCUGAGGAAAGAGGAAGAUGAGCUGAACAAAAACAAAGCAGAGCUGAGCAAAGAGAAAGAAAAACUAAGCAAAGACAAAACAGAGCUGAGCAAAGAGAAAGAAAAACUAAACAAAGAAAAAGAUGAUUUAAGCAAAGACAAAAAGAAGGUGAGCAAAGAUAAAAAUGACCUGAAUAAAGAGGAGGACCGUCUAAAGAAUUUAACAACAGAGCUGAGCAAAGAGGAAAAUGAGCUGAAGAGAAAGACAAUGGAGUGGAACAAAGAGAAGAAUGAGCUGAACAAAAAGAAAGAACAGCUAAGCAAAAACACAAUGGAGCUGAACGAAGAAGAAGAGAAGCUGAACAAAAGGAAAGAUGAGCUGAAAAACUUGAAAGCAGAACUGAGCCAAGAAAAAAAUGUGCUGAGAAAGAAAACGAUCAAAGAGAUCGAGGAGCUGAACAAAAUCAAAGAUGAUCUGAGCAAAAAGAGAGCAGAGCUGAGAAAAACAACAGAUGAGCUGAGCAAAGAGAAAGACGAACUGAGUAAAGAGAAAAGGGAGCUGAGCAAAGUGAAAGACAAACUGAACAAAGAGAAAGAUGAUCUGCACAAAGAGAAAGAGACACUGAACAAAGAGAAAGAGACACUGAGCAAAGAAAAAAAGGAGCUGAGCAAAGAAAAUGAUGAACUGAACACAAACCGAGACAAGCUAAGCAAAGAAAAAAAGGAGCUGAACAUAAAAAAAGAUGAACUGAGCAAUAAGAGAAAGGAGGUGGACAAAGAAAAAGAUGAACUGAAUAAAAAGAAAGGCGACCAGGACAAAGUAAAAGCAGAGCUGAGCAGGAAGACAGAAGAGUUGAACAACGAGGAAAAGGAUCUGAAUAAAAAACAAUUGGAGCUAAACAAGAGAAAGAAGAGCUGGGCAAAGAGAAAGUGCAUCUGAGCAAAGAGAAAACGAAGCUGGACAAAGAGAAACAGGAGCUGAACAAAAAGAAAGUCGAUCUGAACAAAGAGACAGCGGGUCUGAACAAGGAGAAACAGGAGUUUAGUAAAAACA
Molecule: messenger RNA, 1892 nt
Organism: Poeciliopsis prolifica (blackstripe livebearer)
Lineage: Eukaryota; Metazoa; Chordata; Actinopteri; Cyprinodontiformes; Poeciliidae
Product: golgin subfamily A member 6-like protein 7
Exons: 5
Coding region: 378-1778 (466 amino acids)
Source: RefSeq, a predicted model, not a curated record